GGGUGAUACUGGGCCGUACUACUGGGCCGUACUGGGCCGUACUGGCGCCUCGGGCCGUGGAUCCGUGCCCUCAUGGAGCGCUUCGUGGCGGGGAACCGGGCGGCCCUGCAGGGCUGCCAGGACCUCGCUAGGAGGGCGCAACCCGUGGGUGACACCCGUGACGAGUGGCUCCAGGGACGCUGCUGAGGACAAGGGAGCGCUUUGGAGGUUUUUGGUGCUGCUGCUGUGCCUGACACCUCCCAUCCCCGCAGGAUCACAUCCAGCAGCACCAGGAGAUCCACGUGGUGAUGGGCAACGAGGCCUGUGACCUGGACUCCACCGUCUCCGCGCUGGCCCUGGCAUAUUUCCUCGCCCAGACCACCCCGGCUCCCAAAGCCGCCUUCGUGCCGGUGCUGAACAUCCCCCGCGCCGACUUCGCGCUGCGGACCGAGACGACGUUCCUGCUGCGGGAUCGGGGGAUCCCGGCCGCCUCGCUGGUUUUUCGGGAUGAGAUCGACCUGGGCGGGCUGCACCAGGCCGGGCUGCUCUCCCUGACGCUGGUCGAUCACCACGUCCUGCCCGGUGCUGAUGCUGCCCUGGAAGAGGCUGUGGUGGAGGUCCUGGACCACCGGCCGCUGGAGCGGGACCGUGGUCCCCCGUGCCAGGUGACCGUGGAGCCCGUGGGCUCCUGCGCCACGCUGGUGACCGAGCGGAUCCUGCAGGGCCCCCCGGGCGUGCUGGACAGAACCACGGCCGCGCUGCUGCACGGCACCAUCCUGCUGGACUGCAUCAACCUGAGCCCGGCCGCGGGCAAGGUGACACCCCGGGACGUGGCCUGCGUGUCCCUGCUCGAGGAGAGGUUCCCGGAGCUGCCGGCUCGCGACGCCGUGUUCGGAGCCCUGCAGGCGGCCAAGUUUGAUGUCACAGGGCUGACGACAGAGCAGAUGCUGCGGAAGGACCUCAAAGUCCUCUCCAACGACGAGGUUGUCAUCGCCAUCAGCGGCGUCUUCGAGGACCUGGAAACGUUCCUGCUCCGGCCUGGCUUGCUGCAGGAGCUGGAGGCUUUCUGCCAGGCCCGUGGCUACGCGGGGUUGGUGGCCAUGACCGUGUCCUUUAACGAGCGCCACGAGCCCACGCGGAAACUCGCCGUCUACAGCGCGCAGGAUGCCCUGCGCAGCACGCUGUGCCGGGCGCUGGAGGAGGCGACGUCGCCGUCGCUGCUGCUGCGGCCGCUGCAGAGCCCCUGGCCCCGCGUGGCCGCCUACGCCCAGGGCAACGCCGUGGCCGCUCGUAAGAAGGUGCUGCCCAUCCUGCGGGCAGCGCUGGGGGGCCUGGGGGCUGCCGGGGGUCCCGAGGAGGAGGUGGUGCCCCCGCCCACCCCCAUGAACAGCCUGGUGGAGGAGUGUCCCCUGGCGCAGGCCGUGCCCCCGCUGUGUCCCCAGGAUGUCCUGGAGCGGGUCAGCCGCAUCGCCGUGGGGCAGCCCCCCGGCUCCCCGAAAUAGCAGCAGGCACCCCGGUGGUUUUUUGAGGUGUGGAUGAGAAGUUGGGGUCCCUGAGUGUGGCCCCGUGGGGUGCCUGGGUGUGGGGGGGUUGCAGCUGCCUGUGUAAGAGCUCAGCUCCUGGUCCUCGUCGUGGUUUGUCCCCCCCAGUGGCUCCCUCCGCCCCAGUGGUCCCCAGGGUGGGUUUUUGGGGAUGCCCUGGGCAGGAGUUGCAUCCCCUUAAUGAAGGCGUUGGGGUGGGGGAGUUAAGGAGUUCUUGAUGCUCUUCCUUCCUUGGGGGGCAGAGGGGGCCCCAGAGGGUGGGUCCGGACAUGCAGCCGUCCAGAAGUGUCACCGUUUUCCAAGGAUUAAAUCUCCCUUUUCUUCCA
Pyrgilauda ruficollis (rufous-necked snowfinch) is the source of this 1846-nucleotide messenger RNA. RefSeq names its product prune exopolyphosphatase 1 (gene PRUNE1). NCBI's taxonomy places the organism in Eukaryota, Metazoa, Chordata, Aves, Passeriformes, Passeridae. The record is from RefSeq and is a predicted model, not a curated record. The transcript has 8 exons. Bases 288 to 1481 code for a protein of 397 amino acids. Gene Ontology annotation, molecular function: exopolyphosphatase activity. Gene Ontology annotation, cellular component: cytoplasm.